CGGCAUGGGUGAAGAUGCUGGGCAGGCUGAGGGUCUUCGGACCCUCGGAGUCUCUGGUCGCCGCGCAUCAGCCUACAAGAUCAGCCGUCGAAGUUCGUCCGAGCUUGGAUUAAGAAGCUACGACAGCGAAGAUGGUGCCCCCGCUGUAACCGCAGCUCCCGACGCGAUGGAUUUGGGGGUGAUGGAGUCGCCCGCUACAGCUUUAGAGACUUCUAGGUCUCGACGUCUCCUCGAAGGAUCCGCGAGCAGUGAGAGUUCUCCCGAAGCCGUCCAGUCACACCCUCAGCUCUCUUCCGCGGAGAGCCGCCAAGAUCGCGAACACUGGGAACAAGAGGAGAACGAAGAGGCUGAGACCCGAGCGGUGGCCACGUCCCCGGACGGUCGCUUUCUCAAGUUUGACAUCGAGAUUGGCCGCGGCUCCUUCAAGACUGUUUACAAAGGGCUAGACACGGAGACCACUGUUGAAGUGGCUUGGUGCGAGCUGCAGACACGGAAAUUGUCCAAAAUGGAAAGGCAGCGUUUCAGUGAGGAGGUAGAGAUGCUGAAGGGACUCCAACACCCUAACAUUGUCCGUUUCUAUGACUCAUGGAAGUCUUCCAUCAAAGGUCAAGUCUGCAUUGUGCUGGUGACAGAACUCAUGACCUCGGGCACCCUCAAAACAUAUUUGAAACGAUUCAAGGAGAUGAAGAUGAAAGUUCUGCAGAGAUGGAGCAGACAGAUUCUUCGAGGACUCCAUUUUCUACACACACGAUCCCCUCCAAUCAUCCAUCGGGACCUGAAAUGUGAUAAUGUCUUUAUCACAGGCCCUACUGGCUCAGUCAAAAUUGGAGAUCUUGGUUUGGCCACACUUAAACGUGCUUCAUUUGCCAAGAGUGUCAUAGGAACCCCUGAAUUCAUGGCUCCAGAGAUGUAUGAAGAAAAAUAUGAUGAAGCAGUGGAUGUUUAUGCCUUUGGCAUGUGCAUGCUUGAAAUGGCAACCUCAGAGUACCCUUAUUCAGAAUGCCAGAAUGCAGCUCAGAUCUAUCGUAAGGUUACCUCGGGUAUGAAACCAAACAGUUUUUACAAGGUGAAGGUGCCUGAACUAAAGGAGAUAAUUGAGGGUUGUAUCCGAAUGAACAAAAAUGAAAGAUAUACCAUCCAGGAUCUUCUAGAUCAUUCCUUCUUCCAUGAAGAUACAGGGGUCCACGUCGAGCUGGCUGAAGAGGAUGACAAUGUGAAGACCACGUUGAAACUUUGGCUACGGAUGGAUGACACUAAAAAACUGCACGGGAAGUACAAGGACAACAACGCCUUGGAGUUUUACUUUGAGCUAUAUAAGGAUGUGGCUGAAGAAGUUGCCCAAGAAAUGGUGGUUCUAGGCUUUGUAUGUGAGGCAGACUACAAGCCAGUGGCAAAAGCAGUGCGAGAGCGAGUUCUUGCUAUCAAGCGCCAGCGUGAGAAGACCAAACAAGCUCAGGAACAGCAGAAGCGUCAGGAGCAAUCUUUAGCAAUGACUCCUGAUAUCCUGCAUUUGCUGGACCUGGACUCCCCCUCGCCUCUCAGUCCUGUCCAGACCACGACCCGCACCACACCUGGGUCUACCGAUUCUGCCCUUGGAUCAACUUUUCCUCCAGAGCCAGAAGAGCCAGAGGUUGACCAGCACCAGCCAUUCCAGUAUCAUCCUAACUAUUCUUCCACCACAUCUGAUUGUGAAACUGAUGGAUACUUAAGUUCCUCUGGAUUUGUGGACUUGCCUGACAAGAGUCAUUCUAAAUCAAUAACUGUUUCGGAACAUUCCUUUGCUUCGACCAUUGCUGUGAGCUUGGAUCCUGUCUCCAUCAGUGACAUCUCUUCCCCUGUUGACAGUUACACAUCUGAUGUGGCAUCUGGCUUGAGUGAUGGCUACGAGGGUCUCUCUGCAAGUGAAGACAAAUCAAAGCCCCAAGCCAAGCGAAGCUCUGGAAGGCUGGUUCGCCGUUGUGCUCGAUCUCGUCUGCGCAUUACUAAUAUGCCAAAUCAAAAUGAUCAAGUAGUUGAGUGUCAACUACAAACAUAUAAUAACAAGAUGGUCACCUUCAAAUUUGAUCUGGAUGGAGACAAUCCUGAGGAAAUCGCAGCUGUCAUGGUUGCCAAGGAAUUUGUCCUGAAAUCUGAACGGGAACAAUUCAUCCAGGGAAUUCAUGAUAUUAUCCUGCGUGUAGAAGCACUCCUCCAGAAGGAUAAGUUGAACAAACAACAGGGGGCUCUGGGCAAGCCUGAUAUGCAAUGUAUAUCUCCUACUUCGGCUACCGGCACUCUCCCAGCCGAGCUGCCACUGCAAGACCUCUCGUGCUCCAUCUCCUCAUCCUCAUCUCUUAGUGAUUGUGGUUGCCUUAGUUCAGGACAGCCUGUGUUGUUAUCACCUAUCCAUACUUCAGUGGUGGAUGCAAUUUCUGAGAAUGAUCCCUUUAGCCCCAGCAUUCCCUCAACAACUACCCAAAAUUUUGGGCAACCAGUACUCUCAACUACAUCUGCAGGCAUCACCAGUAUACCUGGACAGACCUGGCCAACCUACCAUAUGUAUCCAGGGACUCCUACAACACCCUCUUACCUUGUCCCCGUCCCUCAACCAAUUUCUCCACCAAAUUCUGUUCUCCCCACAUUGCCCCUUACCUCUUCCAAUGCCCCAUCCAUUGGCACUGCUGUGCCUGCACCAGCUAUCCCUAUGUGGCCUACCUCUACUUCCCCUUUGUUCUCUCUUGCCGAUGUUUUCUCUCUGGCUAUGAUGAGUAUGGCCCAGUCACUUCUUCCAGCAGUAUCUGCAAGGACUGCCCAGACGGGGCCUCUCUAUACCUCACCAGUCCCACAGCCACCAGUUCUGUGUCCACCCAGCCCCACUACUGUACGUUUUAUCUACCCUGAGCUGGUGUCUUCCCCAAAACCAGCCCACUUAGCCAAUGGGAUGUUGGGGCCAGUGGUGUCUCCAAGCUGUAACCCAACUCCAGUCACCUCAAUUGCUGGGAAUUCUGAGAACAGUCCAGUAGCUCCUGUUUCUUCCUGGUCUGGAUCACAAUUAACCAUAUCAGAUCUCUCUAUCUCCAAUGGUUCUUCUGCUGAACACACAACCCUCAGUGAAGGAGAGCCCAAGCCACAAAUCCUGGGCCGUUUCCAGGUGACACCCACACGGAGUAUCCCAUCAGAAUCUCCCCCCAAAGGCGAUGGACCUGACAUCUCGAGUACUUCCGAAUCUGAUAGUGACUCUCCUGGCGAAACACCUGUGCAAGAAGGCGAGGAGGGUACCACUCCCGUGGCAGAGGGAGAGGGUGAUGGCGAAUCUACUCAUAGCAACAAUGUUUGGAUGAAUUAUAUGCACAGCCCUUCCUACCCCAGCAGUGAUGAUUCAGACAGCACAGAAGAUGAUGACGUCUGGGAUGAACUACAAGCCUUGCGCCAGAAGCAUCUCUCUGAAGUUGAAAAGCUCCAAGCUCAGCAGAAACAAGAAAUAGAAGAGCUUUAUGCCCGCCUUGGCAAGGUGCCACCUGCUGGAAUUGUAUCACCUGCCACCAUGCUCUCCAGUCGCCAGCGCCGCCUCUCUAAGGGCAGCUUCAAUCCCCUGAGGCGCAGCAGCCUACAGCGCCCAGACGCAACACAGCCUCAAGGGAUCAUGAGGAGAAAUUCUGUGAGUGGCGGCAACCUUGCUUCCCAGGAACAGCGACAAAGUAAAGGCGUGAAGUUUGCUAGUGAUAUUGGAUGUCUGUAACCAAACCAUUAGAUGAUACAUCUGUGGAUUCUACCUCAACCUGAUGCCCACCCUCAAAAGGAUGGAAUGAAAGGGCCUUCUGCAACAUAUGCUUUUUGCUCAGUUUAUAAGGGCAGUCACUAUUAUUUAGUAUGGCAAAUAUAUUUUGAUAAGAGGAGCAGAAUUGAUGCUCCUGAGAAUUGUAUAUGUACCAAACAAUUAAGGAUGAAAACACUUUGGUGCUACUGAGUUUCUCUUUAUAAGUAUGCAAAGGGAUGCCAAGCCUCUGCGAUUUGGGAGGAUUUAUCAUGGAAAUGCCAGGAUGUGCAUGCUUUUCUAUUGCUUCUCUCUUAUAAAGGAAUGUAACUAAAAUAGAAGUAAAGGGUGCCUAUGGGAUUUUUCAUGUUCUGGAGUGCAAUCCUUAUGCUUCAAGCUUUAUUGAUCUAUGUGCCUUGAUAAGAGGAGAUCAAGACCUAGAGUAGAUCUUAAUAGCUCUCCUAAUUUCCAAAGCCACAGGAGGCUUCUCUAAAUCUUUAAGCAGCUUUUUUAUGGGAGAUAAGUAUGCCUUAGUCUUAUAGGAAUUAGGUCCUCUCCUCAUUAAUUCAGCUGCAAGUUUAGCCUUAAAAACAGUGGCAGUCUACUUGAUCUCCUCUGCACUUUUGGACAUUUUUGCCUUGAUUAAGGAUCAACUUUUCUUACAAGGGUGUCUGCACUUUGGAGUAACUUUGUACAUGAGAUUUUGUGCAUCUACCAUAAUACAGUAUAUAAAGACAUGCUUUGAAAGGAAAGCUGAUAUUGUAGUAAGACAGCACCAACCUGGCCGAAAAUAAAAAAAAAUGUGAACUUAAUGAAAAUAAAUAAA
Molecule: messenger RNA, 4559 nt
Organism: Pseudonaja textilis
Lineage: Eukaryota; Metazoa; Chordata; Lepidosauria; Squamata; Elapidae
Gene: WNK4
Product: WNK lysine deficient protein kinase 4
Biological process (GO): protein phosphorylation
Molecular function (GO): protein serine/threonine kinase activity; ATP binding
Source: RefSeq, a predicted model, not a curated record